Ceratina calcarata is the source of this 648-nucleotide messenger RNA. Its product is annotated as histone H2B. NCBI's taxonomy places the organism in Eukaryota, Metazoa, Arthropoda, Insecta, Hymenoptera, Apidae. The record is from RefSeq and is a predicted model, not a curated record. The transcript has a single exon. Gene Ontology annotation, cellular component: nucleosome. Gene Ontology annotation, molecular function: DNA binding; protein heterodimerization activity; structural constituent of chromatin. The coding region runs from base 185 to 556 and encodes 123 amino acids.
AGCGGUCGUUUCCUACAGCGCACCAGCGGUGUCAAGCUCGUUUCUGAUUGGACAGGAGCUGGCUUCGGUUUGGUAGAUAUAAAGAACCCGUCUCCUCCGGAACUCAUUGGAUCGUACACUUUCAGAGCAGUCGCAAGACCGUCACUAAUUUGUGAAGAAUCCUGAAGUCUCGAUUUUUGUCGUUAUGCCUCCGAAAGUAAGUGGAAAAGCUGUGAAAAAGGCUGGCAAGGCUCAGAAGAACAUCAGUAAAGCCGAUAAGAAGAAGAAACGAAAGAGGAAGGAGAGCUAUGCUAUUUACAUCUACAAAGUGCUGAAACAAGUCCACCCGGACACUGGCAUAUCCAGCAAGGCCAUGAGCAUCAUGAACAGUUUCGUCAAUGACGUGUUUGAGCGCAUCGCCGCCGAAGCAUCGAGAUUAGCCCAUUACAACAAACGGUCGACGAUCACGUCACGUGAAAUACAAACUGCUGUGAGGCUCCUGCUACCCGGUGAAUUGGCGAAACACGCUGUGAGCGAAGGAACCAAAGCUGUCACCAAGUACACCAGCUCCAAAUAAAUUGUCGCUAACGGAAACGAUUUCAUCAUACCUGACUCUUCAAACCAAACGGUCCUUUUCAGGACCAACAAAUUAUAACUACGUGUAGCAUA